AUGGACGCGAUCAAGCAGACUUUCGCUAAGUGCAAGGAGCAGAAGCGUGCUGCCCUUGUUGCCUACAUCACAGCCGGAUACCCCUCUGUCGAGGAAGCCGUUGACAUCCUCCUCGGCCUCGAGAACGGCGGAGCUGACAUCAUCGAACUCGGAAUUCCAUUCACAGACCCAAUCGCUGAUGGCCCCACUAUCCAGACCGCCAACACCAAGGCCCUUGAGAACGGUGUCACCCUCACUACUGUCCUACAGCUUGUCCGUGAUGCCCGUCGCCGUGGGCUCAAGGCCCCUCUCAUGCUGAUGGGAUACUUCAACCCAGUCCUCAAAUAUGGUGAAGAGCGUAUGCUGAAGGACUGCAAAGAAGCUGGUGUUAACGGCUUCAUCAUGGUGGACCUGCCACCUGAGGAGGCCGUUCGCUUCCGUGACCUUUGUGCCAGCAACAGCCUUUCUUACGUCCCUCUCAUCGCCCCUGCCACAUCUGAUGCACGCAUGCGCCUGCUUUGCAAGAUUGCCGACUCUUUCAUCUACGUCGUUUCCCGCAUGGGUGUUACCGGUGCUACCGGUACUCUGAGCAGCAACAUCCCCGAGCUUCUGAACCGCGUCCAUGAGUACUCUGGCAAUGUCCCAGCUGCCCUAGGAUUUGGAGUCAGCACCCGCGAGCACUACCUGUCUGUCCAGGACCAGGCCGAGGGUGUCGUCAUCGGCAGUCAGAUCAUCACCGUCGUUGGCAAGGCCCCUGCUGGUCAGGCUGCCAAGGCUGCCGAGGAGUACCUCUCCAGCGUCACCGGCCGCAAGCGUGAGCGUGACGCCGCUGGCGCCUGGACCCGCGAGAUCAACAUUGUUGAGGCCAUUGAGAAGGCCCAGCCCGCCACUGAUGCCCACCCCACCAAGGUUAUCACUGAUGCUGAUGUUCCUUCUGGACCUGGCCUUGGUGACCAGCUUGAGGCACUGAACGUCACCCAGAACCCAGCUUCCCAACCCUCUCGCUUCGGUGAGUUCGGUGGACAGUACGUCCCCGAGUCCCUCAUGGACUGCUUGGCUGAGCUUGAGCGAGGCUUCGACGCCGCUAACAGCGAUCCCAAAUUCUGGGAAGAGUUCCGCUCAUACUACCCCUACAUGGGCCGCCCCAGCAGCCUCCACCUGGCUCAGCGUUUGACCGAGCACGUCGGUGGGGCCAACAUCUGGCUUAAGCGUGAGGACCUUAACCACACUGGAAGUCACAAGAUCAACAACGCCCUUGGCCAGAUCUUGAUUGCUCGUCGCUUGGGCAAGACCCGCAUCAUUGCUGAGACCGGUGCUGGCCAGCACGGUGUCGCCACCGCGACCGUCUGUGCCAAGUUCGGCAUGAAGUGCACCGUCUUCAUGGGUGCUGAGGAUGUCCGCCGUCAGGGACUCAACGUUUUCCGUAUGAAGCUUCUCGGUGCUUCUGUAGUUGCUGUCGAGGCUGGUAGCCGCACUCUGCGCGAUGCUGUCAACGAGGCUCUCCGCGCCUGGGUUGUCGAGCUCGACACCACCCACUACAUCAUCGGUUCCGCCAUUGGUCCCCACCCCUUCCCCACCAUUGUCCGUACCUUCCAGUCCGUUAUCGGUAACGAGACCAAGGAGCAGAUGCAGGCCGAGAUUGGCAAGCUUCCCGAUGCCGUCGUCGCCUGUGUUGGUGGUGGUAGUAACGCUGUGGGCAUGUUCUACCCCUUCUCCAACGAUCCCAGCGUUAAGCUCGUUGGUGUUGAGGCUGCCGGUGAUGGUAUCGAUACUGAGCGCCACUCUGCCACUCUUUCCGGUGGAUCCCACGGUGUCCUGCACGGUGUCCGAACCUACGUCCUGCAGAACGAGCACGGUCAAAUUGCCGAGACUCACUCUAUCUCUGCUGGCCUCGAUUACCCCGGUGUCGGCCCCGAGCUCUCCAACUGGAAGGACAGCAACCGUGCUACCUUCAUCGCCGCCGACGACAGCCAGGCUCUCGCUGGAUUCCGCGCUCUCGCCCAGCAUGAAGGUAUCAUCCCUGCUCUGGAGUCUUCCCACGCCGUCUGGGGUGUCAUGGAGCUUGCCAAGACUAUGGGCAAGGGCCAGAACGUUGUUCUCAACGUCAGUGGUCGUGGAGACAAGGAUGUCCAGCAGGUUGCUGACGAGCUGCCUCGCCUGGGCCCCAAGAUCGACUGGGACCUCCGCUUCUAA
Penicillium olsonii is the source of this 2172-nucleotide messenger RNA. Lineage: Eukaryota; Fungi; Ascomycota; Eurotiomycetes; Eurotiales; Aspergillaceae. The record is from the annotation of a GenBank genome assembly.